AUGGCCAAAGAAGUUUUAUUUAAAGACCCCUUGAUGCCAGUGGAGAAUGAUCCAAACCAAUACCGCCAGCGAGAUCUAUCCCAGACCCUGUUCUUCAGGGUGGCCUGCAGGACAUUUGGUCCUCCAAAAUCAAGAACGCGACGAAUCAUUGCUCCUCCAAUGGACAAAUUUGAGUCUAGGAAACCAAAACCUGAAGAGAUGGUUCUAGAAUCCCCUGAGAGCAGUGUCAAACCAGACACUGAUAAGAGGACACCGAUCCAUGGUAGAGAAUCCAGUGUGAACUGUGCUGAUUGGAUAUCAGAACGGAAGAAAUUUCGGACUCAGUUGGAUAAUAUGGGGGAUGUUGCUAAGUGGCUACAAGGAAAAUCCCUCCUCACUGAGCUAGAGGUCAGAAUGCAGGAGACAAUGUCAGAGGAAAGGUCAAAAAGCCAAAAAUCCCAGACGACAAUUCAGAAUGGGGUGAGUCAUGUUCAUAAUCUUACACCAUUUAAACUGACAGGGUUAUUUAUUAAAUUGGGAAUUGUCUGGAAUUAAACCUGACAAUUCAAAAUAAAUUUCAAAUUUAAGGCCAACAUUGCCAAAAUAGAAACAUUUUAAUUUUAACAUUCUAAAAGUCUAUUAUGCUUCCAUUUGAGCUGUUUUGCUCAAAAAUUGGAAAUUCUCUUGUAAUGCAUUUUAAAUUCCCAACAAUUCUCUUUAGAGCCCAGUGAAAGUUGUAUUUAAAGCUGCACUGCACCAUCUGCAGUCUUUGCAUAUUUAGCUAAGAUCCCAGUUGGUGACCGCUCCGCUUGGAGUGCGGUGGCCUUGGGAUGCAGGGGAAGGUAGGUUUUACUUAUCUGAAGCUGACCCUCCCGGCCACUGCCAUCUCCAUCUGUGGGACUCUCUUAAUCUCUGGCUCUACCAGCAGCUGAUUUCAGUGCUGUAUUCUUGUACAUUUUCUUGUAUUCUUGUACACUUUUGUCUAUGGAGGCUCCCGCACAGACAAUGCCAUUUUUUUUGGCCUUGAUUUGGUAUUUUUGGAUAACCUUUUUAAAUCAUUUUUCAACGUAUUAAAAUAUAAAAAAUAUAUUGUGAAAAAAACAUACUGAUAUUUGAUAUAAAAAAUAUCAAAAUAUUUCCAAAAUAUUAAAUCAUUUUAAAAGCUUAUUCAAAAAUAUUAUAUCAGGGCUUAUAUUUGGUGCUUGAUUUUCCUUAUGUCCCACAUAGCCCUGUGUCUCGUGACAGUUUAAACUCCCUUUUAAAAACUGAAAGUUAAGUAGCAGAAUGCAGCUAUAACUAUUAUUCUACAAAAAAAAUUUAAUUUGAUGAGACAAUCGUUUUUAUUGUUUCUGCACGGAAUGUUUGGCAUCACAGGAUUCCGAGCAGUAUGUUGUGAGAAGUCCGCAGAUCCAAUUUACCAAACCCACCAUCCAUCAGCCCAGCCCUGAGGCCCUGGGGAUGCUAGAUUCCUAUUUACAUCAGCGCCGGCUGCGUCUUGUGGAUCUGUACAAUCAGACAGACAAGAACAAGAGAAAGAAAAUCUCCAGCAAGGACCUUAAAGCUGUCAGGAAAGAGGUGACGUACUAUAAAUAUAUCUGAUAUUAAAUGCUAUUCUUACAUUGGAUAUUCCUGUACUCCUAGAUCAGUGCUGUGUCUAUGGGGAUAGAGGCUGAGCACCAGGAGUUUUUUGUAACUUCCCGAUAUACAUAACUUCUCUUUGCUGGCCACUACAUAUCAGGUUAUAGUCUGUGUAACUUCCCCCAUCAAUACCAGGUUUUGUUUUUUUACCAGUGCUAUAUGUGAUUGUGACUCUGGCUAAAUAGCUAGAAGUGAGAACUGGAAGUGAUGAGGUGCAGAAAUACAAAGUCCGCUUGCAUGGAUCUGCAAAUAGAAACAUAGAAUGUGAAGGCAGAUAAGAACCAUUCAGCCCACCUAGUCUGCCCAAUAUUUCAAAACACUUUUAAUUAGUCCCUGGCCUUAUCUUAAGUCUAGGAUAGCCUUAUGCCUAUCCCACGCAUGCUUAAACUCCCUUACUGUGUUAACCUCUACCACUUUAGCUGGAAGCCUAUUCCAUGCAUCCACUACCCUCUCAGUAAAGUAAUACUUCCUGAUAUUAUUUUUAAACCUUUGCCCCUCUAAUUUAAGACUCCUCUUGUCUGGCAGUGUUCAAGUAUUCAGUCUGGCUGAAAUCCAGACCAAAUUCAGGCUUAUUGGCCGCCUGCUCUGCAGACCCUAGACAUUUUUAAAUAGUGUGAACAAUGUCCGGAUUUUGCAUUCAAAAUAGGCCCUGUACAGCACCAAAUGGUUUUGCCCCAUUCAGUACGUGGCCCUUCGGACUUUUGUGAAUAACCAUGUCAAAAUACUGUUUGCUGGGAAUCAAACUGCUGCUCUCCAGCUGUGGUUGAUCUAUAAAAUCCAUAAUCCUCCACACCAAAUUGCUGGCACAUAUUAGUUAGAGCUGUAGCAAAUCCACAGCUGGAUGGAAGUAGUUGGGUGCCAAAAGCUUAUUCAUUAUAAGAAGAUCCCUGUGUUUCAUGUUUCCCAACAAACUUCCCUUUUGUACACCAAUAUUUCUAGGCCAAGUUACCCAUCAGUGAUUUGGAGGCUGAAAAUCUAGUUAUUUCACUGAGCAGUAAAAUGCCAAACAGUAUCAACUACAAAGAGUUGUCAAGAGGGCGAAACUUGUGGAGGAAGGAGAAUGCUGAAGAACAUAAUCGAAACAUUUCUUCCAAGUCAGGUAAGCAAGCUGAAAUUGGCUAUUGUACACUUAAUAUACAAUCUCUAUCCGUGUACCCAAAUUCUAGCAGGUGAUAGUCUAGUAUUUGCUAUUAUGGGAUUGAGCCACUAAAUUUUAACACUUGCAAAGAACCUUAGUCCUCCAAGUUAUACACUUACUGGACCUCUGUGUUUAAAGUCCUUCGGGGAAUACUAAGCCAAGACAGCGAGCCUGUGGAUAGUAGCACCAUUUACCUGGAGGGAGACUGUCAUGGGGGUAGUAGUAUGUGAAGGAGGAAAGAUGAGAAGCUCUGUUUGGAGAGAUUUGGUUUAUGAUGACAUGAUUUAGUGAGGAGGUAAGAGAUCAGGGAAGACAGAUGUGAGUGUCAUCAGCAUAAAAGUGAUAUUGAAAAACAAUUCAAAUGAUUCAAAGAAGUUAAUAAGUCUGGUAUAAAUAACUUUCUCAAGAAACCUGUAAGAGAAAGGUGUGUGGAAAUAGGGUGAUAGUUGGAUGGUAAAUUUGGGUUAAAGUGGGUCUUUUUGAGGAUUGGCAUUUUGGUUUUGUGUUGCAAGGUAACAUGAAAGACACAGGAUGGGUGGAGAUUUAAAAAUUUGGUAAAUGGCAAAGUAAGAAAGGACAUCCUAGAACAAUUGAUGUGAGGACGUAUGGUUGAGAGAACAAUAGUGGGGUGGGAGGAAAAAUUAAGAGAGUAGAAAUCUUCUUCUGUAGUGAGUAUGAGAAAGCGUAAAAUAGAGGAGGUGAUGGGGAUGAUGAGUGUGAGUGAGGUGGGGGGUGUUGAGAUCUCUUGUCGGAUUGUAGCAGUCUUCUCUGUGAAGUAGAUCUCAAAUAUUGGAGUGGUGUGCUGAAUGGAUGUAGGAUAGCCAUGUAGUGAAGCAAUGUGCUUAUGGACUUUCUAAUGCUCCUCUGGGCUAUAAUAGUUAUACUAUGAACAAUUGCUUAGUAGUGCAACUAAUUAAAUACCCAAACCAGUAGCAAUCAACCCCUGAGCCAAAACCAAAUUAUGAGAUUUUACAUCUCUGUACAGUGCAUUGACCAAUAAUAAGGGUGGUUUUACUGACUGGCUGCACAUUGGUGAACACAGUGAGAGGUUCUGCUAUAUACUAGAACAGAUUUUAGUGCUGUUUGUGGUUAACAUUGAUUUCAAGAUAACCGAUACUGGUAUACUGACUGGUACGUUUUUUUCUGUUCCUGUAUAUGCAGUGGGUUACAUUAAGUCUCAAGAAGGCCGGAGACACUUGGACAGGAAAAAAAAAACCACAUCAGCAUUAAGUGGCUCACAGGCUAUUCCUGAAAGUACAAGUACAGAAGCUCCACUGGACCACAGUGAUCAAACUGUCUGCAGCAAAUCCCAGUUUCUGGAAGUUCCACCAAUUAACCUGGGAGAGAUGAGACCGCUCAGUUAUGAGGACAUGGAAGAAAUCGGAAAGAUGUACAAAGAGAGAAAACGCAGGGCAAAAGUAAGUAAUGCUGCACAUUUUGUCAUGCUGCACACAUUCUAAGGUAAGCAAUCCAGCAUGGAAACAGUUCAAACAAAGGAUUCCCUGUAUGCCACAACAGGUGGAAUGGUGUGGGUCACUAACCAAUAACCAUGAAUGUUGGCUGUGCAUGGAGGUAGACAUUAUUUAGUUGUGAAAGAAUGCAGUGGUCUCCAAUAAAUUUUCAGAGAGUGAAGAAGGAUGUUAAAAGAGUAAAAGUUUGUCAAGCAUUUGGAUAAUCUGUAGUUUGGACACAGGGUUUAUAUACUAUACUGGGACCAGAAGACACCUGACAUGGGAGCUGCAAAACUUAGGCUAAAGUGGCCAAACUGGAAAAAUACACAGUUUUCAUAUUGGUUAAGAAAAAAAACACAAGGAAGAAGGCAAAUGAGCUGUUUGUGUGUUUCUUUUCACCAGAGUAAUACUCGGCUCCUGGACUGGUUGGAACAAUGCCGCUUAGUGCGCAGUGGGAACGCUGCAGUUGACUCUCACUCUCUGCCAUCUACAGUGGGGGAGGAGAUGGGAGAUUUAGUGGAGCAACACCGAAGGCAGUGUUUGCAGAACUACCACAAGAUCCUGAAGCUGUGCCAGGAAUACAGAAUUCCCCUCUCUGAGAGAAUCCUGGAGAGAGGUGAGAACAGUGAUGCUUCAUGCUUGGUUAUUGAUAUUCUGUCACAAAGACCUAUUGUUUUUUCUUUUGCUUUCAUUUAUCUCAUGAUUUACUGCUAAAACAUUGCUGUCAAAACAAACAAAAUUGAGAGUUUAACCCCUUAAGGACUGAACCAGUUGUACACGUUGUGAUCAAAACAAAACGUUAACAAAAACUGGAAUUUGCGCUAUAUGUCUGUUCAACUGUAAUUCACCUUUUUCAUAUUAAGUGCACCCACACUUAUUAUGUAUCAUUUUAUUCCGGAGAAACAGGGCUUUCAUUUCACAUGAACUAUUCGUAUAUGAAACCUAAUUCAUUAUGAAAAAGUCUAAAAGAAAGUGUGAGAAAUUAAGAUUUUUUUUUUUAAAUGUUUUAGUUCUGCGUGGCAUUUUAACUGUGAACACUGGCCAAAUUUAGCAUUUAUAUUUGUUUGUGUGCUAAAAAUGCAAAAAACUAUUAUGAACGCUAACUUUGGCCAGUUUUUGUGACUAAGUGGCUACUAAAGACUGAACAUACCCCAUUUGCCUACUUUGUCUACUUUGGCAUUCAAAAUUCUCUUAUGUUGAAAUAUUACAUAAAUAUACACAUAUAAUUGAAAUCUAUAAACAUAUUUAUAUAUUUGAAGUCUACGUGUAUAUUUAUAAAGUUAUUUAUGUAAUUAUGUGUAUGGAUAUAUUUACAUUGUGUAUUAUUUUUAUAUAUACAUAGAGAUAUAUAUAAUUUAUUCUAAGUGUAUUUUGCUAUGAAUAUAUAUAUAUAUGAAUAUAUAUUCAUAGCAAAAUACACUUAGAAUGAAAUUACAUAUAUGUAUAUUUUUUAAAAUGUUUGUAUCUUUUCAUUUAUUUUUAUUUAUUUACCUAUUUAUUUUUUAUAAUUAUAUAUAUAUAUAUAUAUACACAUACAUACAUACAUACAUACAUACAUAUAUAACCGAACACCGCACGAAACACACUUUAUUUUACAUUCUCAUUAAAAGUACCAAAUACAUAUUAGGGAACAAAAUACCGAAGGACCGGUGCUCCCGAACAGCCUGGAAGUCCAGCAGUGUUUGCGCCGUUGAGUAGCCAUUUUUAGUUCCAGGCGCUCAACGAUCAAACACCACUGGGCUUACAAAGGAUCCAAGAUGGCUGACCGCCGCCUAGUCGGUAGCCGAACGACGGCCACCCAGGAAAGCACUUAACUACCGAUUGCUAAAGUCACUGUUCGUGAAACUACCAUAUGAAUGCUAGCGGCUUUCGGACGUUAGCAUUGGAAUACUCUUUUUUUGCAAAUACACGACUACAUUCGUACACACAAUAAAAGCAGACAACCUUCUGAUGUUAUACAGUAAGCCUUAAAGUGGCUAGGUUUGCCACACGUUACAUUCUUAAAGGGGCACUAUAGGCACCAAACAAUUCUCAAUGGUUCAUUGCUGAAUUCUCUGCCAUUUAGGAGUUAAAUCACUUUGUUUAUACACCCCUAGUCACACCUCCCUGCAUGUGUCUUACACAGCCUUCCUAGACACUUCCUGAAAAAACAAAACCUAGAUAUUCUAGGUUCCUUUAUUGCACAGUCUGUUUAAUUUAGAAUUUAUCUCCUGCCCUGUUAAUAGCCUCCUAGACCCAGCAGGAGCCUCCUGGUUGUGAUUAAAGUUAAUUUUACAGAGCAGGAGAUAAACAUUUUAAAGUAAGUUACUUUAUCAUUUAAAGUGAAUACAUUUUUGCUGUGUGAGUCAUACCAAGGGGAGGUGUGGUUAGGGCUGCAUGGGCAGAAACAACUGUGAUUUAACUUAUAAUGGGAGAGAAUUGAGCAGUGGAAUGAUCUAUACACCAAAAAAAAAAAACUGCAGGGGAAUGAUCUAUACACCAAAACUGCUUCAAUAAGCUAACGUUGUUUUGAUGCUUGUAGUAUCCAUUUAAGAUCAGCAGCUUCCAACUCAACUUCCAGCACAAAUGUAGUUUAGUUUUUGUUAGUAUAUCCAAUGGAACAAAAUAGGGAAAUGCUUAAUCCCAAACAGUUUGCACAGUAUCAUUACAACACUUUGUCAUUACACAACAUGUCAUGUUGUGGACUGUAAGAGCCAACAUCCUUAGCCACUUAUUCAAGUGUUUCCUAUAUGUGUCAGUAUAGGUGUUUAUUUAUAUAUAUAUAUAGAUAUAUAUAUAUAUAUAUAUAUGUGUGUGUGUGUGUUUGAAGACUAACCUCACAAUAGGUUAGUCUUCAAACUAAAAGAAAUUGGUCUAGGUCAAUAUUCUUGUUCUUGGGUAGAACAUUGGCUUAAGGAUAGAGUACAUCGAGUUGUCAUUAAUGGUACAUAUUCAGGCUGGACAAAAGUGGUAAGUGGUGUCCCUCAGAGUUCUGUUCUGGGACCACUUUUAUUUACCAUAUUUAUAAAUGAACUUGAAAUAGGCAUUGAAAGCCAUGUUUCAGUGUUGGCAGAUGACACAAAACUUUGUAAAGUAAUAAAAUGUGAGCAGGAUAUUGCUUUGCUGCAGCAGGAUUUGGAUAGAUUGGGGGACAGGGCAUUAAAAUGGCAGAUGAAAUUUAAUGUAGAGAAAUGCAAAGCUAUGCACUUCAGGGUCAAGAAUGCAUAAGCAACUUACACACUAAAUGGUAGUGAAUUAGGGAUAACCACACACGAGAAGGAUUUGGGAAUUGUUGUAGACAACAAAUUGGGCAGCAAUAUGCAAUUUCAAUCUGCAGUUGCUAAGGCCAGAAAGGUGUUUUUUUUUUAUGUAUAAAUAGGGGCCUAAAUUCUCAGGAUGAAAAAAUAAUUUUGCCUCUUUAUAAAUCGCUGGUAAGACCACACCUUGAAUAUGCUGUGCAAUUUUGGGCACCUGUUCUAAAGAUAAAGGAUAUCAUGACACUAGAAAAAGUGCAGAGACAAGCUACAAAAUUGAUAAAAGGAAUGGAGCAUUUUAGUUACAAAGAAAAGUUACAAAAUGUAAAUCUCUUUAGUUUGGAAAACGGCACCUCAGAGGGGAUAUCAUGAUGAUGAUUAUUAUUAUUAUAUUUAUAGAGCGCCAUCAAAUUCCGCAGCGCUUUACAAUGGGUGGUCGAACAGACAUGUAGUUGUAACCAGACAAGUUGGACACACAGGAACAGAGGUGUUGAGGGCCCUGCUCAAUGAGCUUACAUGCUAGAGGGAGUGGGUUAAAAUGACACAAAAAGGUAAGGAUAGUAUUAGACUAGUGACAGUUGCAGAAGAGGAAUCAGUCAGGAGCUAUUAACAGUUUAAUUGAUACGCUUUUAUGAAGAAGUGGGUUUUUAACGAUUUUUUGAAGGAGUGGAGACUGGGUGAGCAUCUAACGGAUGAGGGAAGCGAGUUCCACAGGAACGGUGAAGCCCUCGAGAAAUCUUGAAGGCAAGCAUCAGAGGUGGGAGUACGGACAGAAGAUAGACGUAAGUCUUCAACAGUUGUAAGGGCCUAGACGGGACAUACUUGUGUAUAAGGGAGGAUAGAUAGGUGGGAGCAGCAUUAUGUAGAGAUUUGAAAGCAAGAACCAGAAUUUUAAAUUGAGCUCUAUAUUUUAUAGGAAGCCAAUGUAGGGACUGACAGAAGGAUGAGGCAUGGGAGGUGCGGGCGGACAGGAAGAUGAGCCUCGCCGCCGCAUUCAUUAUGGACUGUAACGGCGCAGGUUGGGAGCACGUGAGACCACUUAGAAGCGGAUUACAGUAGUCAAGGCAAGAAAGGACAGUGGAAUGGACCAACACCUUAGUCGCAUCUGGCGUUAAGUAGGGGCAGAUGCGCGCAAUGUUUUUGAGAUGGAAAUGACAGGAUUUGGCGAUAGAUUGAACAUGAGGCUUGAAGGAGAGGUCGGAGUCAAAGAGAACACCUACGCAGCGAGCCUGCGUGGUGGAGCUGAUGGUAGCACCAUUGACUUGGAGGGAGACAGACACAGGAGUAACAACACUUGAGGGAGGAAAGACCAGAAUUUCAGUUUUGGUAAAGUUUAGUUUAAGGAAGUGGGCAGCCAUCCAGUUAGAAACAGCAGAGAGGCAGUCAGAGACACUAGUCAAGAGGGACGGGGAGAGAUCAGGAGAGGACAGGUAGAUUAUACAAAUAAAUUCGGGGCCAGUACAAACCAUUAUCUGGAAAUCUAUUCAUAAACAGGGCUAUACAUAGGACACGAGGUCACGCAUUCAGGCUGGAAGAAAGGAGAUUUCAUCUAAGGCAAAGAAAAGGGUUUUUUUACAGUAAGAGCAAUAAGGACAUGGAAUUCCCUGCCUGAAAAGGUGGUUUUAUCAGAGUCCAUACAGAUGUUUAAACUGCAAUUGGAUAAAUACUUGCAAAAACAUAACAUAGGGGGAUAUAAUUUCUAAUUAGAGGGUUAAUACCUGCUUGAUCCUAGGAGAGAUCUGACUGCUAUUUUGGGGUCAAGAAGGAAUUUUUUCCUAGUUUGUUCAACAGCAAAAACAUAUGUGAGGAAGGCUGAACUUGAUGGACGCAAGUCUCUUUUCAGCUAUGUAGCUAUGUGUUUUUUUUGUUACUGUAUGUGUAAUAUAAUGCCACCUCCAACCCCCGUUGAUAGAAUUUGUUUUAUGAAUUCCCUUUAUCACGUUUCUUACUGAACAGCCUUGUUGUUCCCUGGAGACAAACUGAUUUCUGCCUCAGGACAGCAUUUGCCAUUGCGACAACCCGGAACAGCUACUUUCAGCCUGAAGGAUCUCACAAAACCUAAGAGUACAGGAAAGGAGGACUCUCAGUGUAGCCUUGAAAUUGACACUAAGCUUCAGAAGAGGUGAGCUCACACACUCACUAUAUUAUGCAUCACCUGCAUAUCUCAAGUUGGACUUUGAGAUCAUGUUUGCCUAACUAUCCCAGAGUUCCCAGCUUGACAUGUAAAUAAGCACAUAAAUGCAUCAUGCUUAAGACUUCAUACUGCAUAUCUGCAGAUACCCUUAGCAAUGGACACUGUUUUAAAACACAGCUUCUUUUAAACCAAAGUGUGGUCUAUGGUCCCACAGGACCCGUAACCAGAAACCAGCCAUGGACUGCAGUUUUGAUCUUAUAGUCUCAUGACAUGGCUGUGGUUUUGGUCUGGAAGUUAAAAUAUCUCUGAGAGCAUAUAGCUAGGUACCAAAAAUAUUGUGUUGAGACCAAACACAACCCUUCCCCACCCCAGUGCAAAUAGAAAAAAUACUGUUAUGCAUUACCAUCAUAUCUCAAGUUAGACUUUGACAAGUCAUCCUUGUGGACAGAAACUCAAGAAGUUGUGUUUUUAUAAUUAUCCCACAGUUCCCAGCUUGACAUGCAAAUGAGCACAGGCAGGGAACGUACUUCAUACUUUUAUUGUAUCUAAGAUACCUUUAGCAAUGGAUGCUGUUUUAAACACAUAAACACUGACUGCGCAGGUGAUUCAUUAGAACCAAAUUCUGUCUUUCACCCGCAUUGCAUAGACAACAAUUUGAUGAACAAAAAAUAAAUGUCUCUAAUGCUCUCUGCCAGUCUAAAAAAAAUGUACAGACUUUAUAAAUCAAUAAAAGAAAAAAAAAAGGCAUGUUACGUGUGCCUACAUAUUUGCAUGUUUCUAAAUGGGUUCUUUAAUUUAAGCCAAAGCUUUACAGUUCCAUCACUUUAGCAGCAGAUAACAGAUAAUUAUACUUUAAACAGUUCAAAGUCAAAAACAAAACUGUGAAUUUAAUAAAAUGCAUUCUUCUCAUUUUCACAGUGCUCUCACAAUCUCUGUCAUUUUGUCUGAAACAUCUUUUAUAUAAACCUUUCUCCGUUUGUUUUUUGCUACCAACUUCAGCAUUCCCAGCCGGACACCGUACCCCCCGAAAUCUUAUGUAAGGAAGGUGAAAACCAAAGUGAGGAGUAACUUGAAGAACAAGACUGACACAUUGAACUGCUGGAUCACGUUUGAGAAGUUCCAGCAGAUGACCUGGUCAGUCCAGCAGUGUAUUGCUGAUUUAAUUUAAAGCAGUUUGAUUGGACACCCAAAUAUAAGAGCUAUCUUCUAAACUCACCAGAUUCUGUAAUUGUAAGUUAUUCAACAUUUAGCUCAAAGGAUCUGAAGGUGAACUCUGGAGUAUUGAACCUGGAAUGAGCCACUGCAAAGGACAAUAUCCUUCCUAGUUCAGUGAUUAUAUAAAGAAUAUUUUAGUUCCAUUGACAGACACACUAACGUUUUCAAUAUGUAUGUAUAUAAAUAUAUAUGUAUGUGUGUGUGUGUGUGUGUGUAUAUAUAUAUAUAUAUAUAUAUAUAUAUAUAUAUAUAAUAUGAAACGAGGGGGUUGGCUGCACUCACCUGAACAUGCAUAAAUGGAGGUGCUGCUGAGGGCCAAAUAAUACAAUACACAAGUGAGUGCGCUGGAUCUUGUGUGUGUGUAUAUAUAUAUAUAUAUAUAUAUAUAUAUAUAUAUAUAUAGUGUGUGUGUGUGUGUGUGUACUGUCAUACAUAGAAUGCUCUCAUUGCUUGUCUCAUAUUUUCCACACAUUUCCCUCACAAUCUGGUCCUGAAUCACUGGUGGACAUCAAUCAAAGAAUUUUCUAUAAAUAUUUCCAUUACCAAUAACGUUAUGUUUUUGUUUCCUCAGUAACUUGCGAAGGAGGUACCCUCACUGCUUCUUGACCUCUGAAGAUAAUGCCUUUUGGCCAGGCCAACUUCUAGACAAACUUCGUAUCUACCUUCCCCAAGCUGAGCCAAGCUAACCCAGACAUCCAUAUCAGAAGAACAGUACAUUCCACAAUCUCAUCAUGAGAAAAGACAUAACAAAUAGAAUAGUAAGGGACUAUUGGCUACUUUAGUUAUCACGAGCAGACAAGUUGCCAUUCUUAGUAGCAAAUUCUACAUUCUUAUUAAACCUAUUUGAUUUGAUUUGUCAUUCGUAUAUUCAUACUUGUAGCUAGUAUGGUGUGAUAGGGUGGUGCUGAGAUACAAUCAGUAUUAUAAAGUGAGAAGUAACAUUUCCAAAAUGUUUUACGGAUGUAUCUCUGUUUUGCAUGUAUCUAAGUGAAGACAUAUUAUACCAAGUUGCUUACAGAUUUCACAUAUGGUAAGGAACAACAGAAAUUGUGUGCUUUACGCUCAGACAGAGCUGUUACUCCAACACUAUAUAGCUUGAAUAAUGUAAAGUGUCUGAAUUCAUAGCUCUUUGCCCCACCCCCCUCAUUUUCACAUUUCUAUUUUGUACUAUUAAAAAUAAAUUAUUUAUUUUUUCUACUUGUUUCAUGCAGUUUAUGAACUAAUUCUGAUAGUCAUAUUAAAAUUAUGUGACAUUGUCCAGUUUAUUCACUAAAGUGUUUGACGUGCAUUAAACUUAAAACGUUACGAAAAAAAUUGCAAACUGUAAACAUAUCUGACUGAGAAAAUUUUUACAUUUCAGCUACUAUGUUUUAAAUUUUACAUUUCGGCUAUAGGUUGCUUUAUUUGGCAAAACAAAAGGCCACGGGUCUCGAGAUACGUCCUGUAUCGCUCUAAACGGAGAGGGGGCCUAGGUCUCCCAAACUUAUUUUUCUACUACCUGGCGGCCCAAAUGUCGCAGGUGGCGCUCUGGCAUUCACCACUCGACGAGCGGAAAUGGGUGGAAAUCGAGACGCUCAUGUCGGGGAUAGACCUACCCCAAUUUGUCAUGUGGACUCCAAAGGAGAAUAGACUCCUGACCAGGGCAGCAUGCCCUGCAGUGGCGAAUUCCCUCAGGCUGUGGGACAAUUACGGGAAGAAAUAUGGGUUGGCAUCCUCCCCGUCUCCCCUGGCGCCCAUCUUACGUAACAAAGCUUUUUAUCCGGGCAUAGAAGCACGAAAUUUUCGAAAUUUAGAAAGAGCGGGCCUACAGAGGCUCCACCAUUUAUAUUGAGGCACCGAAAUGGUUCCAUCUGAUGAGCUUAGACAGGGUAGACAUCUGACACCAACAGAUUUUUUCCGCUAUAUACAGAUUAGAGACUUUGCAGCCCAACCACACAUAAAGGACGCAGCGAUAAAACCCCUGACCUUUUUUGAGCGUAUGUGCACCUCCGAAAACAUACCCAGGCGACUGAUCUCAGCACUGUAUAUGCACUUCUGCACGGAGUCCGGGGAAAUGGGGGGCUUAGCAUAUACCGAGAGAUGGGAGAAGGACUUGGGAGAAGAGCUAGAGGGGGUAGAAUGGCAGGAGAUAUGGGAGGCGAACAACACCUCCUCCAUUUGCGUGUGGCACCAGGAGCAGGCAUUUAAAACAAUGUUUCGCUGGUACUCCACCCCUGUAACCCUGUACAAAAUGCAUAAAACUACGUCGGAUUUGUGUUAGCGGGGCUAGGGGAACGUAUUACCACAUGUGGUGGGAAUGCCCCAGAGUAGGGCAGUUUUGGGCGGAAGUGCAUAUAACCUGGUGCGACAAGUGUUCUCCAGGACAACCACGUUGGAUCCAUGGGUAUACCUCCUCAGCAGAUCGGUCAAGGGGUGGACGCGAAAGGAGCAACAGCUGCUACAUAAGAUCACGCUAGCGGCGAGACAGGCUGUGGCCUUCAGGUGGCUACAGCAGGAGCUACCGCAGAUUAUGAAUGUGAUAGAUAGGAUUAAAGACAUGCGGGUGAUGGAUGAUCUUACGGCUAGGGUCAGGGGCACCUCUAGGACCUUUCAACGGGUGUGGGAGCCGUGGGAUGGGUCCCGGUGGGGAGAUGGUUGGGGGAGGGGCGCGACCUAGGACAUGGACUGAGGUGGACGUGGGGUGGGUGCAGUUUUUUUCGGCACAACGGGACUCCUGCUCCCCGGCCUCUCCCCCCCCGCCCCUCGGCCUCCCGGGCUGGUGCCCGGGGCCGCCUUGCACCCCCCAUUGUGUUUGUGUCCCUUGCACACCCCUUGUGUCUGUUGCAUCACGUGUCUCUAGCACACCCCUUCCAUUUACCUCCCCAUGUGGCUUUUACCUCCUGUUGUAGUGUGGCAUCGCAGACAGCGGUAGAGGAUCUACUUUAUUCUAUAACCGUUUUGACAGUAAGCUGCUCGGUGCUCCUAGGAUUGGACUGCCACCCCUUUCCCCUAUUGUAAUUGGUCAAACUGUUUUAGAACAGACUGCUUCUUACCUGGAGUCUUCUGGAUACUGCUCCAUGCCCCCUCUUUGCAGACAGGAGAACUGGGAAACUCUUGCCUAGGAGCUUUCAUUAGCUCUCCUGUGCUAAGCCCUGCAGAUUGCUAGCUCUUUGACCACCGGUGCCAAUUAGAUCUCAUGUAAGAAAUCAAGCCAUUCUGCAUUCGGGGGUGCCAGGCUGUGAGCUGCAGUGAUUUUGGUGCUUGGAGUAUUCCUUUCAGAGAGACAUCUCAAAUGUAGUUUUAAAUAAAUUGCUCUAAACCUUGAGUUGAAUGAAAAGGGUAAUUUCAUCAACUGUUGUGCAUGGAGCAGAAGGACUCCAAUGGGUGAGCAAGGGGUUGCUGUCCGAAUUAUUAUACAAAGAGCCUAAGGCACAUUUGGGCCCACCCAGUCUUUAAUCAGGGCUCAGUGGGAUACAGAUAGUAUAUGCAAUGCCGAAACUACAUAGGGCACAUUAGCUGUUAUGAACAAUGUUGCUCCCAGGGCUGCUGAAUGGGACCUCGCAGCUGCCUAACUUGCUUUAGUGCUGACUGACCUGUCGAAUCCUCGGUCCUUGACCAAAGGCCCGACACAGGGAGGGGGCCCCGCAGCUUGACCUGUAUGCCACCAGGUCCUAGGCCCCUCCAUUCAGUCUGCCUGGGGGAGAGAGCCCAUAGUCUCCAGUCAUCAGCUCUUCCGGGUGUAGAGCUGCAGACCAUGCCAAACACUGGCCAAACAGAGCAUUGACGUGUGUUACCACAACAACGCUCUGAUUUUCCGAGCUUGCGAGACACUUGCCACUUUGUCUGUAGCUCUGCACCCGGCAAAACUGCAGACUGAAUACCAAGGCCACUAUACCACCAGGGAAUUAGAUACUUUAAAAAAAGGUAUUUUGGUGUGGGGAGGCUGGUCAUUGAAACAACAAAACUGUCACCCCCCCCCCACACACACUGUCAUCCCCUCACACACUCCUUGUCAGCUCCCCACAAACUUUUAUCCCCCCGUACACUCAUUGUCACCCCUUCAUCCAGCCACACUAACCCCCUAAUCCUGUCACACUCAUGUUAUCUCGCACUGUCACACACUCACCCCCCUUCACCCUGCUGCACUUACCCUAUCACAUUAAUCCCUCCAGUUCUGUCCUCCAACCGUGCCACACUCACUCUCAACGUCACUCUCCCCCCAACCCUGUCAUACUCACCCCAAUCCUUCCACAGUCACCCUGUUACAUUAAAGCUUCUAAUCCUGUCACACUGACACACUCACCUUGUCGCACUCACCUCCUCUAGUUCUGUCACACUCCCGCCUCCAACAAUGUUACACUCACCACAACCCAAUGUUACUCAACCUCCCAACCAUGCCACACUCACCCUGUUACUUUAACCCCUCCAAUCCUGUCACACUCCCUGCUCCAACCAUGCCACAUUCAACACCAACCCUGUGAUACUCACCCCCACAACCAUGCAGCACUGUUUGUGGGUGUAUAUGCAUGUGCGUGUAUCAGAGUGUGUAUGUAUUAGUGUGUAUGUGUUAGUGUUUUCGUGUCUAUGGCUGCAAUGUGAGGGUGGUAUUGUACACAGGGCUGUAUUUGCAGCGAGGCAAACAAGGCAUUUGCCUAGGGCGGCACUUUCAGGGUGCCACCCUAUGUGUCCAGGCAAGUGCUUUGUUUGCCUCAUGUCCUGGGGGGGAGCGAACGGUGGCCAGCUGACAGUCCCCUGAGCUCUUCCUGCUCCCUCAUGCACCCUUUUAUGAUGCUGGAAGCCGGAAUAUGACUCUGGCCCCGGCGGUGCGCAAGGGAGCAGAGCAGGAAGAGCUCAGUUCCCUCACCCCUUCAUUAAGCGCCCGCCCACCCAGCCGAGCCCACCCACCCAGCCUGCAGAAGCCAGCAGAAGCCAGCAGCCCCAGGAGUCUGUCUGUCUAGCCAGCAGCCCCAGCAAGGAACCCAGCUAGCCCAGCAAGGGUGAGUGUAUGAGAAAGUGUGUGUGUGUGUGUGUGUCUGUUUCUGUCAGUGUGUCUGUGUCUGUCAGAGUGUGUCAAAACAGUGAGGAUGUUUGUCAGUGUGUGUCUUUCAGUGAGUGUAUGUCAGAGUAUGUGUUUUUGAGAGUGUGUGCCUGUCAGUGAGUGGGUGUGUCAGUGUGUGUGUGUGUGUCUGUCAGUGAAAGUGUGGGUUGCUUGAACAGUGUGUGUGCCAAUGACUGUGUAUCUGUCAGUGAGUGUAUGUCAGUGCCUGUGUCAAUGAGGGCAUGCGUCUGUCAGUCAAAAAAGUGGCCUUGACACAAAGUGGUGGUGCAAAUUUAGAUUAGGGGGGGUGCCUGAAUUUAGUCGUGCCUAGGGCAGCACAAAUCCAAGAUACAUCACUGAUGGUUCCGGCAAUGCAAAGGUAAAGUGACAACAUAUAUAAUAUACAUACAUAUUCAAUACAUGGGGCAACACCGACAUAUAAUAUAGGAUAAUAUACAUAUAUGUGAAAGGAUUAUAAAUUAUGUGGUGAAAAUAUCUAUGUUUUAAUAUCUAAUGAUAUUAUGAAGUAAAUUGGGGUGGGGGGGAGGGGGAAUGAGAGGGUUUAAACCUUUUUUGCUCAACCAAUUGCAAUUUAAUUUUGUUUGCAAAUUAUGCCAUAACUACAGUCAGAGAGGUCACAACAGUGAGCCACAACACGACAAGCCUCUGAAUGGUAAAUACAGAGACUAGCCCUCUGUAUCCAGUGCUGCAGGCCAGAACUUCAAUAUAAGUACAGCUCAUUAUACACACACAAUGCAACCCCUAUUUUCCCCCCCACUAUGGGUGUUAGUAAGGGUCUCAUGUUUGAAUUUUGCCUAAGGCAUCACAAAAUCUAUAGCCGCCACUGCCUAGACGUAUGCUAGAAUAUAAAUAAUAUAUAAUCUUUGAAAGUUACAUGGCAAAAACGGGAAGUGUUGUUAAACUAUUAAAAUGUAUCUGGUUCUGGUGUGAAAAUAGCCUUAGUCAUUAGUCACACCUGAAACAUCAGAAGGCUGCAAUACCAGCAGGCGCCGCUGCUGCUUUCGGCGCUACGUUACUUCCGGGCGGUCUAGGCUGCCCUUUAUCCAGCCCACCUCCUCUCACUCUCUCUCUUCCUCAGGCCGUCUGCGAAGGAGGCGGACGUGUCGAUCCGGUGAGUGAAUCCGUUUCCAUCUGCCUAUUAUUCCCGGUAUCCCAGCCCUUCUAAUCACCUAGAAUGAAUGCUCACCCUCUAAUCUAUGAGUGUGUGCCGGUAUUUUUGCAGGGAUUCUCCCAGUUUAGGGGAUGCUUGCUGUUAAUGGGGCCAUGUACCUUUUCUGAUAUUUCCUUGCCCAAAAUGGCGGCUCACACUGCGCUAGGCCGCACUCCCUAUUAACAUGCCGGCUCAGCCAUGGACAGACCGUGUGCUUUAUACAUUAUACACAGGGGCAGAGUGUUAGUACGGCCAUUUAUUAUCUGUGCUCAGAAAUGGGCUGCUGUGAUUUGUAGCUAAUCCCUGCAUUAUCUGUUAUAGUGCCCCUAUGGUUACCCCCUCUCUAUAUUCUAUACAUGGAAUUCCACGUGUCACUCUGCCACAGUUAAAUGGUUAGUGUCAGGAUACUAAAUACAUCAGUGGAUCCCAAACUGUCCUCAUGGAACAUCAGCAGUCCAGGGGUUCUGUAUUAUCCUAUUUAAUGGACUAUUGGCUGCUCUUGUACUGGUUUGAAAGAAGCACUGUCGUAUAUCAUUAAUCUCGUAUAUAGGAAAUGGCAUAAUAUAGGGAUAACAGGGGAACUUUCCUUGAAAGAGUUGGGGGUUCCAUUCCUCUGCGCCCAGCUGUGUUGUGUAUUGUAAAUAUACAGCACACUGGGUACUACCACAGGUUAAUUUAACAAGUGAUCUGAACUUGCAUGGACACAUCAUAGUACAGUAUAGCAGAGGCAUAUUUGGAAAUGUUAACACUUUUGUGUAUUAACCAUAGAUAACACUUUGGACAUCUGUAGUAAAGUAUGUAGGUUGAUGAGAAAUGUUAUCUUCACUUGCACAAGUAUCUUUAGUUGCAUAUGAUUUUAUGCAAAUCUGUCUUGCUCCUGUGAAGAGGUGCAAUAGACAAUUGACCCACAUUCUUACAUUGAUAGGAAGGAAAAUAUACUUUAUAGCCUUUAGAGAUCCUCUUGCUGCUGCACUUUGCAUAGGACGAUGCUGCAGCUGACACAUACCUCACACUAGGACCAAGCAAGCUCCAUCAGUCAAAUAACUCGUUCUGUUUUAUGAAAUCCUGUUUUAUCCAGUAUCUCCAUUUAGGUUACACUCAUCAUGUUGAAUGAAUGAAACUGUGUUUAUAAUCUGAAAUAGUGUUGGGUCUCGAUUUGCUUGAUCAAGUGUAUUGCAUGAAAAUGACUGUGCAGUGUUAAAUGCAACUUUUGGUAUUUCUGAAAUUUAGUGGGUUUAUCCCUUGAGGUGAUCAUUAGCCAUGUGUUUACUAUUAUCAAAACUUCCAAACUAGCAUGUGAUGUCUCUAAAGUUAGAAAGGUAUGGCUGUAAGCAGUAAUAUAAUCUAGUAGUAUUUGUUUUAAAGGCACAUUCUCUAGACACUUUUUUUUUUUAUAUAUAUAUAUAUAUUUCUCUCAAAUGUUUGCUACACACCCCGAUGUAUUUGUCAAAGAGCAUUAACAAAAAAGUCCAUUUAGUUUGUUGCAGGUUUUCACUGUUUAUAAAAGGUACAUUAAGUGUAUUUCCUUAUCUGUGCAUUACUAAUCAUCCAUAUAAUGUAAAAUAUUAAUAUUCCUUCACCAAACCUUUUCAUACUUGGACCAGGGUGUUUAGUAACAGUUUGCUCUCUAUUUUGGUCCCAAUCAGGCUCUAUGGCUCCUGCAGAGUUGCCAAAGCCGAACCAGUUGCUAUUCGUUGCCUGAGAGUCAGCUGACCACUCUCUGCCAAUGAAUGGCAAGGAAAUGUGCAUAGAAUUUAUAUUGGCCAGCCUGUUACAAUGGAGUUGCCUCUUUUGGCAGCAGAAGGUUUGAACUCUGUAUGUGCAGUGUUUCGUACAGAAACGCGGCACAUACAGACUCCGGGCACCGUGACCACGUCAAAUCCCUUUAGUGGGUAUGGUGUUGGGAGUAACCCUUUAAUUUUAAAUAUCAUCGUGAUUAUGGAGAGCAAGUUUUGUGGAGGUUUUUGGUUUUAUCCCAAUCCUCUGGAUCCCUGUCUGGGGAGAAUCCUGUGCUCCUACGGAUUGUUUUGACAGAGGAAAAGGAUACCAGAGCGUUUGCCCAUUCCAUCACCAGACCUUAUUCUGGCUGAGGGAAGUUACUCUGCUACACCAAUAUUUAACCCCUUAAGGACCAAACUUCUGGAAUAAAAGGGAAUCAUGACAUGCCACACACGUCAUGUGUCCUUAAGGUGUUAAAGAGCUCCUAUGAAUUAAAGAAAGUAACUGUGUGGAACUUUAUGAUCAAUGCUAAGCUUUCAGAGCAUUAAUCUGUUUAUGUAAAUUUCUGCAGUUAAAGGAACACUACUAGCACUAUAACCACUAUGGUGCUCUGGGGCCCAGAGUGGAAGUAGUCAAAAGUUUUGCUAAUCUCUGCCACCAGUAUUGAGUUGUGAGCACCGGAGCCUAGCCCUGCUAUUUCAGUAAAUCUGGUUAAAAGGAAAACUGCUUCUGGCGUCCAGUGGACCCCAGGUGUGUGUUUAAAAAAAAAAAAAAAAAUUACAUCUGUGGAAAACAGUUUGACUACAUUUAGUGAAUGGGGGUGCAGGUCAUUUCUGGGCCAUGAACCUUUCAGCAUGCUGUACUGUCCCUAUAGCCAGGGAGAAUGGUGCCAUGGUACUCUAAGCAACAUAACCACUACAGAUUGUUAUAUAGCUUCGAGAGCCCUUUUUUGCAAAGUAAAACUGGAACUAAAUAAGUAAAACACAAUUUAUUGCAGGGUUAUAUAUGACAAGCUAUAGUUGAGCUCCAUUUUCUGAAUGUCUGCAAAAUCACAUGCAACCAUAAAUCUUUUGUAAAUAGUUCAGCAAUAAAUGGGGGUUGAAGAUACUUGGUGGUUUUUAUUUUUUUUAAAUUAAAUUAUUGGUGUAAGCCUGCAUACAUAAAUUAAAUAAAUAUUCCCUCUAUCUAUAGGAAUCAUGCCUGCCCUAAGACCUCUGAUCAAACCUAAGAUCGUCAAGAAAAGGACGAAGAAAUUCAUUCGUCACCAAUCAGACCGAUAUGUCAAGAUUAAGGUUUGUUUGGCUUCCUAUGUCCUGAGUUGCAUUAUUCUUCUUUUCCUUUCUCAAUGCACUGUUUGUAUGAUAACAAAUAUUUUGUAUUUUGUAGUUCUAUAAAUUAGAUUGAAGUCUCACCUUUCAUGUUAUGUGUUAGCUCAACUGUGCUUACUCUCAUUAAUUCCUUUGCAGCGUAACUGGCGUAAGCCCAGAGGUAUUGACAACAGAGCCCGCAGGAGGUUCAAGGGACAGAUCCUGAUGCCCAACAUUGGUUAUGGUAGCAACAAAAAAACCAAACACAUGCUGCCCACAGGAUUCCGGAAAUUCCUGGUGCACAAUGUCAAGGAGCUUGAGGUUCUGAUGAUGAGCAAUAAGUGAGUACUGGGAAGUAUUUCUAGGUGGCAUAUAGACUAGAAUACUGGGGAUUAUAAUGCUUGCAGUGAGACUUAUGUCCCCUGCACUUUGACGUUUUGAGUCUUUGACCUAAAUUACUCUUAAUCUAAUAACUUCAUUCUUUGUAGGCAUGUUUCCUUGAUGUGAUUAAAAGAUUAUGAAAUAAGGAUUUAUUAAGUAUGACUUAGUUUUCCACUUGUCAUAUUAAGCCCAAAUGAUACUUGCCGAAAAUUAUUUGACUUCUCCACCAGUAUCACUGCUUGGAAAGCCGGGGACUGUAAGCUUUUUGCAAGUGACUUUACCAGUUACUCGGGGUUCAGUUCGAGAUGUGCCAAAGGCUUUUCUCUAGUUUUAAAAUAAGGUUUAGGUGAUAGAUGAUGUAACCAUAAUCCUUUUACCCCUGGAUAACGUGAUUGCUAAAGAUGUAUGAGACUAACAAAUUGGUUUAAAUAUUUUUUUGAAAAUUCAUUAAAAUAUAUACAUCUAGUCUGACUACUGCCCGCAACAUACUGUUUUAAAUCCUAUGUCGCUGCAUACAGUCAUAUUUCUGCAAAUUAUCUUGCGUUUAAGUCUCUCAACAUUGAGAAAUUGUAAUAUCUGUUUUGUGAUGGCUUACUGUUGUCUGUCUUUAUUUUAGGUCGUUCUGUGCAGAAAUCGCUCACAAUGUUUCCUCCAAGAACAGAAAAACCAUUGUGGAAAGAGCAGCACAGCUUGCCAUCAAAGUUACAAACCCCAACGCCAGACUGCGCAGCGAAGAGAACGAAUAA
Pelobates cultripes (western spadefoot toad) is the source of this 21129-nucleotide messenger RNA. Lineage: Eukaryota; Metazoa; Chordata; Amphibia; Anura; Pelobatidae. The record is from the annotation of a GenBank genome assembly.